Messenger RNA from Porites lobata, 4982 nucleotides. The record is from the annotation of a GenBank genome assembly. NCBI's taxonomy places the organism in Eukaryota, Metazoa, Cnidaria, Anthozoa, Scleractinia, Poritidae.
AUGAUGGUCUCUAAGGAAGAGAAACGAUGGAUUGUUGUGGGAAUUGCUAUGAACAAAGUUGUUGCUCCUGUUUUGCGAGAUACUGUCAAACAAGGAAUGGACAACAACUUUACAGAUCUGGACAGACACUGCCAACAUCUGACCCCACCGUGUACCCUAAGGACAUUAAUUUAUGGUGUUGUCGGAUCAGAUCCUUUCUUCAGCAGCCUGAAAUUUCAAAAUAUUAACAGCAAUGAACUUGUGCAUGGUAUAAGAAACUACAACUUCAACAUUAACAACUCCGUAGAUUUGGCUAAGUUGUACCUACCCGGGUAUCUUGCUCAGUUCUCAGCCUUUGAUGAGUCGCUGGACAUGACUGCCAUCCUUCGGCUUCUAGGAUUCAAAAACUACAUGCCUAUACCUAUGUUCUCCCCACACACCCAGGCUUCAUCUGAUGAUGUCAGAGAAAAUGUCAGAAACAAAUGGGGCCACGUGGAUGUAACUGAGUGGACAAAUGCUCUGUUCGAUGAUUGCUUUGUCAAGCUGGAAACACUAGUGAGGAGUCUUGGCUUAACACCAGUUGUGGAAAGGAAAGUACUGAAUGAGCUUGCUGAUUGGCAAACAAAAGGUAAUUACCGGCUGAAACAAUAGCAGACAAGUUCAUUGUAUUGGUAUUGUAUGCGGCGGAGUUAACUCAGAAUAAAUGUUGAAGAGAACCAAAAAUCUCUAGUCAAAAGAUGUCGAUAACUCUCAUUGUAGUUGCGUUAUUUUAUACAAGCCAUGCCUACUCUUGAUGCAGAUGAAGGAACAGAUAAUAGAGUGCUCAACAUGUUAUAACAGAGUUCUGUCGAGGGUCUACAACAGGGUCAAAGUGAAUGUAUAGCAGGAUGUCCCAAAAGAGAACCAGAUGGAGCAUCGAAUCAAAUGUUCAGCGUGGAACAAAGUUUUAGCGUACAUACGGGUUAAACUUACUGAUAUUUUGUUACGCUUCAACAUAACAUCCUCUUACAUCUUUAGAAUUUUUCUUCAAAAUCAAGACAAUGUUAUGCAUGGUUAUAGUUUUUACCCCAAACGACUCUAAAUUUUCGAUCUUAAUUUUCUGCAGGUUGUCAGUUGAUCAUGGGACAUGUUGUAGACAAAGAUCUUCUCCAUUUGGUACAAGAUGAAGUGAGAGAUCUUAUAAAGGACUACCAAACCAUCGAGUCACAAGUGAAUCUGCAGAACAAACAGAUUGAUAAGGUUGAGGAAGAUGUUUCCACCCUUAAAGAUCAGUUUGCAAGUCAAGAAGCCGGGUGUCUAAGCACCAUGGAAAAGAAGUUACAAGAAUUUGAAAAGAAUAGAAGUGAAGAAAUCGGACAGGUUUUGAAAAGGCUUUUGUCAUUCGAAGCACAGUUAUCCAUGCGACUUGGGUUGGUAGAAGUAGGGCUUGCUAAGACAGUCGAUAAUCUACAACAACUGAAGCAAAGCCAAACCAAGACAGAUGACAGAGUAGAACAAUUGGAACAAAGCCAAACUAAGACAACUGGUAGAGUAGAACAACUGGAGCAAAGCCAGGCCAGUGCAGGUGAUAGACUAAAAGAACUGGAACAAAGGUGUGACCAAGUGAAGCAAAUUGAAGCAGAAGUGAAAUGUUUAAAAACAAACAAUAGCCAAUUAGGUAAGCUUAGUUGGAGAUCAAAUUAUUGGCCAAGUGUUUUUAAGUAAUUUUUUUAGCUACAAGGUGGUUAUUGCCAGUGGUCUAGUAUGUUGAGUUUCUUGAACAGUAGGUCCCAUGUUAAUGGUCCGUGGAGAAUGCACUGGCCAAAAUGCACUUAUAUCUGCAAGUGGCUAUGAACAAGGACGAGACUCACGAGACUUUUGUUGGUUUGAUGCCUGCAUGCAAGGCUUAAAUGUUUGUAGAUGUAACCAUUAGUAAACGAAAAGAGACAGUAAACUUGGUCGCGUGGUACAAAGUGACUUUUGCCGUUUGCCGUAAACGUAACUCCGUCUAAAUCGGUCUAUUAUAUAAAUCUUGUCAAUUGAUUGCUAGAUAUUAUGAAUAUAGCAAAAGCUGCUCGCCAGCUCGGCUGUUUAUGGUUUAUCAGAUCGGCUUUUUUAAUCACAUCCUAUUUCUCCGUGCUUUUUAAGAACGGAUUAUGAAAUUUUAGUUUACCAUAAUAUUUCUAUCCUUUUUUGUGUCCUCAGAGGCUUCUCCUGUAAAGACUUUCCAUCUGAACACCUGUCGACGCAAACUCCAAGAUCAUUACCAAAGAACAGCAUCUGUGCCCACCUCUGUUUGGAGUAAGAGAUCCGUUGUUGACAUACGCAAGAUUUACACUCGACUAUCCUUGGUGAAGGAGAAGCAAACCCCAGCUGAAACAACGCACUUUGAGUUAAAGCAUUACAGCCAUCUUUUCUCUGGAGACACUGACCUCGAUAUCAUUCCGAAACGAAUACUUAUGCAAGGGACGACGGGAAUCGGAAAGAGCACGUUUGUCAAAAAGUUGCUUGUGGACUGGGUGGAUGUCCAGAAGGAGACAGGUGAUGAAGAAACAGCUGUCCUGAAGAAUUUUGAACUUGUGGUUGCUGUGAAUCUCAAAGAAGUGUCCAAAUGUCAAAGCUUUAGAGAUGUAAUUAGACUCUCUGGUGUUUUUGCGAAGGAAGACAAAUAUAUGACAGAGGGCCUUGUCGAUUAUAUCACUAACAACCAAGAGAAAGUUCUUUUGAUCUUUGACGGCUACGACGAAUACCGAUGUGGACGCAACUCAGAAAUCUACGACAUUUUCGUGGGAAAUAGCUUGAGAGAGUGCUGUGUAUUAAUAACAACUCGUAUUUCAAAAGCUGACGAGUUGAGUGGAAGUGAAGACCUGAGUGUUGAAAUCACAGGGUUUCAAGAACCUGACAUGAGAGACUUUAUGGCGAGAUUUUUGCCAAAAAAGGAAGUUUUCAAACUGGAGAAUAUUUUACGCGAGAGAAAACUUCUUGAACUAGCGAAAGUCCCUCUACUUCUCCUAUUUUUCUGCACCCUCUGGAAGGAGGGGCAACUAAAGCACUUUGCAGAAACUAAAACUAAAUUGUACAUGGGCAUUAUUCAGUUUAUUCUAAAUCACAGCCAUAGAAAGCAAUCGCCACCUCAGUAUGUUGAAGUACAAUCUUUCAAGGCGGUCCUCUCAGAGAUAGGAAAGAUCGCUUUACAAUGUCUUUUGAAAGAUGAUCAUUUGUUUGAGUACAAUCAGUUGUCCGACACUGUCAGUUGUGAAGAAAGCGUCUUCAUCGGUUUACUUCAAAUGACCGAAUUCUCUGAAUCCCUACGGCCUGUUGGAAUGGUGUCCUUUAUUCACAAGAGCAUACAGGAGUUUCUAGCCGCAUGGUACAUCACUUUCAGAUGUAUACCAGAAAGCGGGAAUCUCGAAAGUGAAAUUGGAAUAAAGUUGGAGGAGUGCUUAGCCUUGGAAAAUGUAUUCCAGUUCAUAUGUGGCUUGAGCGAGGAAGGAGCCCAGACGGCUUUGAGCCAUUUCAAGUCCGUCAGACUCUCCGAUCCUUCGCUGGACUUAUCGAAGGCAAUACCGGACGAGGAAAACAAGACAGAUGUACCUCUAAGUGACGUCACUGAACGUCAAAAAACGUUCAACGACUUAGUUUUAGACUCAUUUGAAGAGGUUGAAUCAAAAGCUAAGUUGUCAAAGACUUGUCUUGAUUGUCUUGGAGGGAUCCUUGUUGUUUCAAGGCCAGUUCCAGUUGACCUACUGCCAAACGAACGGGAUGUAAAGCCUUGUUCUAUAGUUAUAGAGAAAAGUUUCUGGUAUUUUGUGAGGCCGACAUCUGGGGUUACAAGAGUGGUUAAGCCAUAUAGAAUACUUAGCCGCGUCCGGCCCCCUUGGCUAACUGGAGUCACAUUGGGUGAAUUUGCAACGAAGUUCCAGAAUGCCAACUGUAUUGUCCGGUAUGAUGCUCCUCCUUGUCAGUAUGGCUCAGUACUUUGUUUCCGAAAUGACCAAGUCCACUUUUACAUAACAUACUUAGAGCUACGGUGCAAAAACCACGCCGGGCUAUUCACUGAUAUUGCGGUUUCAUCUGAUUCAACAUAUUUAAGUUCAGUGCAUUCAUGCAUGAAAUUCCUAAAAUCCCUAUAUUGUAAAAAAUUGGAAGAGAAUUUAACGCUAGAACUUGCUGCAAUCAUCAAACACUGUAAUCAUUUGGAACGCGUUGAAGUUUCUAAAAGUGAUGACUCUUUAUGUCAACUCCUGGUGCAAGUACCAAAUCCUAGUGGGUGCUCUUUGUCUAUCGAGUCAUGUUGGUUAUCAUCAGCUGGAGCGGUUAACCUUGUAUCUUUGUUACUGAGGUUUGGAAACGUCAACCGCCUUGGCCUUCACCUGGAUGAAUGCUCCGAUUAUGCAGGAGAAAGAUUGGGUGAUGCCUUAAUCAACCUGAAGUCUCUGAAGAACCUGAAACUGAGCAUUAGCCUAACUUCAGCAGUAGCAGCGGCGCUUGGUAAGUCGCUGCCUGAAUUGUCAGCCUUACAAUUGCUGGAAAUAAAGGGCUCUGCUAAAGGACACAGUUUGCAACACAAGGCCGAAAUGGAGACACUGUUUCAUAGCCUUAACAGGCCAUCUGGCUUGAAGUUUUUAGCGAUCGUCCGUUUCAACGUGAGAGGAAGUCUUGCUCAUCUCACCAAAAAAUUUUGCUUCUUUCCAUUGUUAGAAGAGUUACAUCUUGAACGCUUAGACAUAGGGGAAACCGACUUCCUUAGUCUCCUCAGGAAUAUGAAAUUCAUCCCUAAACUGCGACGGCUGAGCCUGAUAGGUAACCCACUUGGUCAUGCAGUAAGACAGAUAGUCCCACAUUUACUAAAACUACAAAGCGUGCGACAUGUUUUCUUCGAACCAGGAACUGAUUGUUCGGAAGAAGAUUUGGAUUAUGUUCGGGAGGCCGUGAAAGGAAAAGUACCUCAGCUGAAAAUUUCCUAUCAUAAUUAUCCAUAUUUCUUCAUUCCCUCUGACAGCGACUGGGACAUAUCGGAAUAA